AGAAGCUCGGAGGGGCAUAAGUAAAUAAAAGGUAACCGUCAUGAGCUUCAGCUUGUGAAUGAAUCUCUCCUCAUGAUCACCAUCUACAACUCGCUCCCCUCCUCAGUCACUUUAAUUCCUCGCUAUAGCCUUGUGCUCUGCUGCAAACCUCUCAUCCAACGCUUCUUACAAGAAAUUUCAAAGCUUGCUAGAUCCUAUCGCCACGGCCAUUUGAUCGCCUCCCAACUUCGUUAUAUCUUUGUGAAGACAGCCCCGAUUUUUAUCGAUCAUUGAUCUCAGUACAGGUAUACCAAUUACUAGGAGCCCCUCGUUGGACCUCGUUCGAUAGCAUCAAGGCUCGAUAUACCAUCCAGCUUUGGGUCACUCGUCUAGAGUCCCACUUACACGCUCUUCACCUUUCUAUACCUUGUUUGAUACACAGGUCAUCAUAUCGCAAAAUUCAUAAUGGCUUCUGUAGCAUUGUCGACGCCUGUCAAGUCCCACAAGGGACUAUUCUCAGCCCGUACCGCUGGCGGGCGCAUGCCUUUGACUCCCUCUCCCCGCCAACAGUCAUCCACCACGAACGUCCCCGUCAACCUGAACUCUUCCCCAUUUACCCCCGAAAGACAGUCUAGCAACGAGUUUAGGCCAUCCGGGCGCUCUACAUAUGGCGGUAACCUCAUGUCUCACCUUGCUCGAUCUACUACAAAGUCCUCUCACCGUGACUCCCCCAAGUCCAACAUCGCCCGUGGUGUUCAGACUCCCCGGAAGGCUCUUGAGCUUGGCGUCUCUGAUUUUACCCUCACUGGUACUGGCAACACCACCAAGACCCCUUCAAGCACAAAGUCCAAGAAGAGCCUCCGCUCCAAGACUGCUAAGACUACUCUGAACUAUGGUGGCGACCGAUUUAUCCCCAACCGUGGCGCAAGCUCUGCCAUUUCCAACGCUGGUUCUGGCAAGCUUGAUCUCCCCGAUAGGCAACGCCCCAAGAGCAGCAGCUCCGAGAGCUCUACUGUUCUCUCUGCUGCUGCUGACGAAGCCAUGGCUGCUCUCGAGAGCCUCAACAUCAACGAUGAUGAGCCUGACAACUACUCUCGACCCUCCCCUAACACUGUGGCUUACCAAGAUUCCCUUGCCAAUGCUUGUGGUGUUAGCCUAAACACUCGCAUCCUCGAGUUCAAGCCUGCUGCCCCCGAGUCUUCCAAGCCAAUUGACCUGCGACAACAGUACAACCGCCCCCUCAAGUCUGCGACUUCCAGCUCCGCUCAACUCCGCCGCCGCAUUGCCACUGCCCCUGAGCGUGUCCUUGAUGCUCCUGGCCUCGUGGACGACUACUACCUGAACCUCCUCGACUGGAGCUCUGGUAACCAGGUCGCUAUCGGUCUUGAGCGCAAUGUCUACGUCUGGUCUGCCGAUGAAGGUAGUGUUAGCUGUCUCCUUGAGACCACUCCUGAUACAUAUGUCAGCAGCGUCAAGUGGUCUGGCGAUGGCGCCUAUGUCAGUGUUGGUAUGGGAACUGGCGAGGUCCAGAUCUGGGACGUUGCGGAGGGCCAGAAGAUUCGAAGCAUGUUCGGCCAUGAUACACGUGUCGGUGUCAUGGGGUGGAACAAGCACCUUCUCUCUACCGGUGCUCGUAGCGGUCUUGUCUACAACCACGAUGUUCGCAUUGCCGAGCACAAGGUUGCUGAGCUCGUCUCCCAUACAUCCGAGGUUUGCGGACUUGAGUGGCGCUCCGAUGGCGCUCAGCUCGCUACUGGCGGCAACGACAACCUCGUCUCCAUCUGGGAUGCCCGAUCUCUGUCUGUUCCUAAGUUCACCAAGACCAACCACAAGGCUGCUGUCAAGGCCCUCUCUUGGUGCCCUUGGAACAUGAACCUCCUCGCUACUGGUGGCGGCUCUUACGACCGUCACAUUCACUUCUGGAACUCCACCUCGGGUGCUCGCGUCAACAGCAUCGACACUGGUUCUCAGGUCACUUCUCUUCGCUGGAGCCCCCACCACCGCGAGAUCGUCAGCUCAAGCGGUUUCCCUGACAACUCUCUCAGCAUCUGGAGCUACCCCACCCUUGUCCGUACCGUUGAGAUCCCCGCCCACGAGAGCCGAGUCCUCCACAGCUGCCUGAGCCCUGACGGCCAGAUGCUUGCAACAGCUGCUGCUGACGAGAGCCUCAAGUUCUGGAAGAUCUUUGAGAAGAAGGCUGGUGCCACCGCUGGCAUUGGUGCCUCUGGCGCGUCGAGCAAGGCGUCCAUGGCUAAGCAGAUGACCAUCCGAUAAGUACCAGUACCCACUGGACCACGGUAGGUAUGACCUUUCACUAGUAUCUGGUUCUCUGUAUUUGAAGCACGGAGUUGGGGUGUCUGCCUGCCCCUCUGCUCGUGGUAUGAAAGUGCUUCUCCACGCAGAGACGAACGAAACGGAAUGGUCAUGAAAUUACGAUGGACGCAUCAUUGCAUCACAGCGCUAUUGGAAGUUCUGGAGCAUGGAGUCGCCUUGAUAGUGGACUCCCUGUGUUAGUUGUGGGCGUUUGGGAUCUGUUUUUAUGCAUGGAGAUCGGAUAGGAAUUGGAAUUAAAAUGAAAUUAAAAUGCCUCGAGCAUUAUUUUUAAAUUCG
Molecule: messenger RNA, 2589 nt
Organism: Fusarium oxysporum Fo47
Lineage: Eukaryota; Fungi; Ascomycota; Sordariomycetes; Hypocreales; Nectriaceae
Product: WD40-repeat-containing domain protein
Exons: 2
Coding region: 445-2253 (602 amino acids)
Biological process (GO): positive regulation of anaphase-promoting complex-dependent catabolic process; anaphase-promoting complex-dependent catabolic process; positive regulation of ubiquitin protein ligase activity
Cellular component (GO): anaphase-promoting complex
Molecular function (GO): ubiquitin ligase activator activity; anaphase-promoting complex binding; protein binding
Source: RefSeq, a predicted model, not a curated record